GCCUCAGGCCCAAGAUGGCGGCUGCCACACGGGAGCUCCCGCCGGCCGCUCUCCGCCGCUGAGCGCGCGCCCGCCCCGUCUCGCUCUCGAACCUGGGUCUUACUGGGGGUUGGGAAGGGCCGUGGACGGUGCUGGGGGAGCCUGACCAGGCAGCACCGUUUAGGUAACCAUUAGUGGACCAGAAAGAUGACAUCCAUCAUCAAAUUAACUACCCUCUCUGGGGUCCAAGAGGAGUCUGCACUUUGCUAUCUUCUCCAGGUUGAUGAGUUUAGGUUUUUGUUGGACUGUGGCUGGGAUGAGCACUUCUCUAUGGACAUUAUUGAUUCCCUGAGGAAGCACGUUCACCAGAUUGACGCGGUGCUCCUGUCGCACCCCGACCCUCUCCACCUUGGUGCCCUUCCAUUCGCUGUGGGGAAGCUGGGUCUGAACUGUGCCAUCUAUGCUACAAUUCCUGUUUACAAAAUGGGGCAGAUGUUCAUGUACGAUCUUUAUCAGUCUCGACACAAUACCGAAGAUUUUACUCUCUUUACAUUAGAUGAUGUGGAUGCAGCCUUUGAUAAAAUACAGCAGCUAAAAUUCUCUCAGAUUGUGAACUUGAAAGGCAAAGGCCAUGGUUUGUCUAUCACACCCCUGCCAGCCGGUCAUAUGAUAGGAGGAACAAUAUGGAAAAUAGUCAAAGAUGGAGAAGAAGAAAUUGUUUAUGCCGUUGACUUCAACCACAAGAGGGAGAUCCACUUAAAUGGAUGUUCCCUGGAAAUGCUAAGCAGACCCUCUCUACUUAUCACAGAUUCAUUUAAUGCUACAUAUGUGCAGCCUAGAAGGAAACAGAGAGAUGAGCAACUCCUGACAAAUGUCCUGGAAACUCUUCGGGGUGAUGGAAAUGUGCUAAUAGCGGUGGACACGGCAGGCAGAGUUCUGGAGCUUGCUCAACUUCUUGAUCAGAUUUGGAGAACUAAAGAUGCUGGAUUGGGUGUUUAUUCACUGGCACUCCUGAAUAACGUCAGUUAUAAUGUGGUGGAGUUUUCUAAGUCACAGGUAGAAUGGAUGAGUGAUAAAUUGAUGAGAUGUUUUGAAGACAAAAGAAAUAACCCAUUUCAGUUUCGCCAUCUCUCUCUGUGCCAUGGUCUUUCUGACUUGGCUCGAGUUCCAAGCCCCAAAGUUGUACUUGCCAGCCAGCCUGACCUGGAGUGUGGAUUCUCAAGGGACCUCUUUAUUCAGUGGUGUCAGGACCCUAAAAACUCAAUCAUUCUAACCUAUAGAACAACUCCUGGGACUUUAGCACGUUUCUUGAUUGAUAAUCCUUCUGAGAAAGUUACAGAAAUAGAGCUGAGGAAACGCGUGAAGCUUGAAGGGAAAGAACUUGAAGAGUAUGUGGAGAAAGAGAAACUAAAGAAGGAAGCUGCUAAGAAACUUGAGCAGUCCAAAGAGGCAGAUAUCGACUCCAGUGAUGAGAGUGACGUGGAAGAAGAUAUCGACCAGCCUUCGGCUCAUAAGACAAAGCAUGACCUAAUGAUGAAAGGGGAAGGCAGUCGCAAAGGCAGCUUCUUCAAACAGGCCAAAAAAUCCUACCCCAUGUUUCCUGCCCCAGAAGAGAGAAUUAAAUGGGAUGAAUAUGGAGAGAUCAUCAAGCCAGAAGAUUUCUUAGUGCCAGAACUUCAAGCUACUGAAGAAGAAAAAAGCAAAUUAGAAUCUGGUUUGACAAAUGGAGACGAGCCCAUGGAUCAGGACCUGUCUGAUGUUCCCACCAAGUGUGUUUCUGCAACAGAGUCUAUUGAGAUCAAAGCCAGGGUUACUUACAUAGACUAUGAAGGACGCUCGGAUGGAGACUCCAUUAAGAAGAUCAUCAACCAAAUGAAACCGAGACAGCUGAUCAUUGUCCACGGCCCACCAGAGGCCAGUCAGGAUCUGGCUGAGUGCUGCCGGGCGUUCGGUGGGAAGGACAUUAAAGUGUACAUGCCCAAACUCCAUGAGACAGUUGAUGCCACAAGCGAAACACAUAUCUACCAGGUCAGGUUAAAAGACUCCCUUGUCAGCUCCCUACAGUUUUGUAAAGCUAAAGAUGCCGAGUUAGCUUGGAUAGAUGGCGUCUUAGACAUGCGAGUCUCCAAAGUGGACACCGGAGUUAUUUUAGAAGAAGGGGAGCUCAAGGACGAUGGAGAAGACUCGGAGAUGCAGGUGGAUGCUCCUGCAGACUCCAGCGCCAUAGCCCAGCAGAAGGCCAUGAAGAGUCUGUUUGGAGACGAUGACAAAGAGCUGGGUGAAGAGAGUGAGAUCAUCCCCACACUGGAGCCUUUGCCUCCUCAUGAGGUUCCUGGACAUCAGUCAGUUUUUAUGAAUGAACCAAGACUGUCUGACUUCAAGCAAGUUCUUUUGCGGGAGGGGAUUCAAGCGGAAUUUGUAGGGGGUGUACUUGUCUGCAACAAUCAAGUAGCAGUCCGCAGAACAGAAACUGGACGCAUCGGGUUAGAAGGCUGCCUUUGUCAAGACUUUUAUAGGAUACGAGACCUUUUAUAUGAACAAUAUGCCAUUGUGUAAAGGACAUGAUGUCAGGAAGUGUCUGCUUGACCUUUCUCAGGAAGAAAGGAUUCUCAUCUGAGGCUAAGCUUUCAGCUGUCUUGUUUUGUAACAUACAAAAAGAAUCUGCCAGAAAACGUGAGCAUGUAUUCGAUUUUGAAAAAUAUGAAUCAAGGGCCUGGGGCAUAGCUCAGUGGUAGAGCUCUUGCCUAGCAUGUGCAAGGCCCUGGGU
Onychomys torridus (southern grasshopper mouse) is the source of this 2746-nucleotide messenger RNA. RefSeq names its product cleavage and polyadenylation specific factor 2 (gene Cpsf2). Gene Ontology annotation, biological process: mRNA 3'-end processing by stem-loop binding and cleavage. Bases 187 to 2535 code for a protein of 782 amino acids. Lineage: Eukaryota; Metazoa; Chordata; Mammalia; Rodentia; Cricetidae. The record is from RefSeq and is a predicted model, not a curated record. The transcript is spliced from 15 exons. Gene Ontology annotation, cellular component: mRNA cleavage and polyadenylation specificity factor complex. Gene Ontology annotation, molecular function: RNA binding.